Molecule: messenger RNA, 1268 nt
Organism: Tachysurus fulvidraco (yellow catfish)
Lineage: Eukaryota; Metazoa; Chordata; Actinopteri; Siluriformes; Bagridae
Gene: atg101
Product: autophagy related 101
Exons: 3
Coding region: 152-808 (218 amino acids)
Biological process (GO): autophagy; autophagosome assembly
Cellular component (GO): phagophore assembly site
Source: RefSeq, a predicted model, not a curated record
GACAAACCGGAUAAGAAAAUCGCGUUUGGAAAAACAAAAACGCUGUGUUCCGAAUCGAAGACGUCCAUUUUAGAUUUUACCGGAAAAACAAACGCGUCAGAAGGAGAAUCAGUAACCGCGCAGUACACAGCGGUCUGAGUGUGUGUUGGGGAUGAACUGUCGCUCGGAGGUGUUGGAGGUGUCUCUGGAGUCACGGCAGGUGGAUGAGGCCGUGGCGGCGCUGUUACACACCAUCCUCCUGCACCGCAGCACGGGGAAGUUCCACUAUAAGAAGGAGGGGACGUACUGCAUGGGCACGGUGGGGACUCUGGACGUGGACUGCGACUUCAUCGACUUCACCUUCGUCCGGGUUUCAUCAGACGAGCUGGAGCGCAUGAUCAGGAAAACUGUGACGGAGUUUAAGGACGCCUUGGGGAACUCGGGCAGUGACGGAAUGGGACAGAUCUCUCUGGAGUUCUAUCAGAAGAAGAAGUCGCGCUGGCCGUUCUCGGACGAGUGUAUCCCCUGGGAGGUGUGGAACAUCAAGGUGAACGUGGUGAACCUGGCCAACGAGCAGGAGCGACAGAUCUGCCGCGAGAAAGUGGGAGAGAAACUCGGCGAGAAGGUCAUCAACAUCGUGGAGGUCAUCAACCGGCACGAGUAUCUGCCCAAGAUGCCCACGCAGUCCGAGGUGGACAACGUGUUCGACACCAGCCUGAAGGACGUCCAGCCGUAUCUCUACAAGAUCACGUACCAGAUUACGGAUUCUCUCGGGACCUCAGUGAGCACCACCAUGAGGAGGCUCAUUAAAGACACGCUGGCAUUAUAACAGGCUUAUAACCUCCUGUUAAUACGUCAUGAGCACACACACACCCUCCCUCCCUAUUUAUGUCUGUAAUUAAUACUGGAAAUAAACUAGCAGUCAAAAGUUUGUACACCCGAUUAAUGAUGUAUUUUAUUGUUUUAAAGACCUUUAAGUGAAAGCGUUUGGUUUAAAUGUAAAUUCUAAUGCUCAUGUCUACGUUUAAUAGUCACCGCUUUAUAUCGAUGCUUUAUUACCUCGCUGUAUUAAGGACUUUGUAGAAAAGUGUCUGAGGCUCGUGUUGUGUUCAUUCACAGAGUUCAAGCUGAAACGAUACAGAAUGAACAGCGUGUAAUAAGCAGGGGUGUACAAACUUUCACUCACUGGUGUAAAUCUGAGUUCAUGUGAAGCUUUCGUUUUGUACGGCACUAAAACGUGACGACAAUUUUUUUUUCUCAGAAUUAAAUUAAAACGGUGUAAAAAUCCA